Molecule: messenger RNA, 945 nt
Organism: Psilocybe cubensis
Lineage: Eukaryota; Fungi; Basidiomycota; Agaricomycetes; Agaricales; Agrocybaceae
Exons: 9
Coding region: 1-945 (314 amino acids)
Source: RefSeq, a predicted model, not a curated record
AUGGGUGCUUUCGAUACCACCGUUGGCGUUCUCCUCCUUGGUAUUCUCUUCAACACCUACCUCUACGGUUUGGUGACGUACCAGUUCCUGGUGUAUCGCAACACGAAGUUCAACGACGCACUUUGGAUCAAAUCCAUCGUUGGAAUUCUCUUCGUGGUUGAUACGAUUCACAGCGCCGUGGCUGUUUAUGCUGCUUGGCAAACUGGAGUCACCAACUAUGCCAACCCGGCAGCUUUGGGAUCGGUAGGAUGGACAAUCCCUUUCACAGCUGUCGCCACAUCCGUCGCUGCCAUCUUCACCCAAUUCUUCUUGGGCCAUCGCGUUCUUCUCCUGACCAAGAACUACACCAUUGUAGGCAUCAUUGGCCUGUUCAGUUUGACUGGAUUCAUAUUUGGUGUAUACGCCGGAGUCCGCUCUGGGAUCAUCGACAAAGUCGCAUACUUUGCUCCUCUCACUCCCUACGUCAUCUGCUGGCUCGGAUUCCAAACCGCCGCAGAUCUCACCAUAACCACUGUACUGACCUACGUACUCGCGCGCUCGCGCACGGGCUUCCGCAAGACCGACACCGUCGUCAACCGCCUCAUCCGCGGAGCGAUCCAAACAGGCCUUUUCGCCUCGCUCUUCGCACUCGCAGACCUGUUCAGCUUCGUGCUCCACCGCAACACGAACCUGUACGCCAUGUUCGCGUACCCCAUUGGACGUAUUUAUACCAACACUUUGUUGGAUACUCUUAACUCGCGUGCAGAGCUCAAGGCUGCGAGCGCGAAUGCGCAGAACACGUCGGAGAUUGGAAACGGGACUAGUGCGAACGCGUUCAGGCUGCAACAGCAGAGCCAGACUUUCGCGGCACAAACUGCAAGUUUUCUAUCUUUACUCUUGAAAAACCUAGAUGCUAACACAUCCGCACAGGUGGACGCUGACGCGAAAAUCGCGGUUGAAGUCUGA